AUGCCUCCCUGCUGCGGCGUGUGCAUCUUUGCCAGGCGCCGCUGCACCGACUUCUACCCUCGCCAGGCGCUGUCCGACACUGUGGCCCGCGACCUGUUGGACACCGGCUUUCCUCUCCAGGACUUCACGCCAUGCGAGCUGUUCCAACGCAUCCGCGGCCGCACGCUGUGGUUCAUGGGCGACAGCCAGAUGCUUCAGUUCUAUUAUGCGGCAGAGUGCUUCCUGCGGGAGUUUGCGCCCUCGCUGCGCCGCACGCCUGCCGUCCCAUUCCCUGACAACCACGAGCUGAUGACGGUGCGAGCGCCAGUGCCAUACCCGCCCAUCUGCCUGGACCUGGCUCUGGGCACGCGCGUGUGUGCUGUGCGGGUGGACGCCGUGAGGGACCUGAUUGACACGGUAAUUCCCAAGAUUCAAGCCUUAGUCCCCAAUUGCCACAAUGACGGCAUCGUCGUGCUCAAUUUUGGGCUGCACUACCCCAAGCCCGGGUCGGGAGGGCGUCCGGUGGAGCAGAGCUUGCUACACUUCAAGUCCCCAGACGGCUCCUGGCCGGGCGGCCCCAAGCCCUUUACCUGCGCGCGGCUUGAUGCCUGGAUGGAGGGUGACCCAGCUGUGCUGGCUGGCGGCGCCUAUAAUGCUGCCAUCGUGCAUCUGCUGCCGGCCAUUGCCGAUGCGCACCUAAAAACCUGGAAUGCCACGGCGCCGCUGUGGCGCACCCACUGGCCCGACGAGUGCAGCCACUGGUGCCACCCUUCAGCCUACCAGCUGUGGUUGUUCCUGCUGAAUGCAGUGCUGCAGCGCCGCCCGCUGGGCAGCAAGGUGGUGGUGAGGGGCGGCGCGGACCUGUCGCGUCGCUUGGCCGCCUCACCGCCCGCAGCGAAGCAGUGA
This is a messenger RNA of Chlorella variabilis, 885 nucleotides long. RefSeq lists its product as hypothetical. NCBI's taxonomy places the organism in Eukaryota, Viridiplantae, Chlorophyta, Trebouxiophyceae, Chlorellales, Chlorellaceae. The transcript is spliced from 6 exons. The record is from RefSeq and is a predicted model, not a curated record. Bases 1 to 885 code for a protein of 294 amino acids.